Molecule: messenger RNA, 1581 nt
Organism: Mesocestoides corti
Lineage: Eukaryota; Metazoa; Platyhelminthes; Cestoda; Cyclophyllidea; Mesocestoididae
Source: the annotation of a GenBank genome assembly
AUGGCUGAAAACGAAGUUUAUCCGGAGGAAAGCUCCCUCAGCGAUUCGGAAGAUUUCUCUGAUGACAUAGACAACGAGUUUUUUCGUGCUGUUGACGUUGAGGAGUCGAAGGAGGCCCUACUAACUGAAUUCGUUCCCCUCACUCCUGAGAUGCUGAUUGAACAUAUGUUGGAAUUGGUGAAUGCCGUCAACCAAGUCACCGAUCUACCCAAGACUCUCAUUCGCAUGUUGCUGGAGCAUUACAGGUGGGACAAGGAUGCUCUAAUCGAGCAGUACUUUGAGCACAAUCGCCCUCGACUGUUUGCUAGUGCCACAAUCAUGCCCUCACUCAUACACGAUGACAAUGAUCUGCCCUGCCUCACCCUCCGUUCUUAUUCAGACGUUCAUCAUGAUGCCAAAUCCUCGUCCCUUUCAGAAAUGGUCUGUGAUAUUUGCUGCGUGUCUAGCCCUCCCAGUGAGAUGCUGGGCCUAGGCUGCGGCCACUUCUUCUGCCGUCCGUGUUGGCUCAGCUACCUGCAGUGCAAGAUCAUGGACGAGAACCAGGGCAGUCGACUGGCGUGUCCGGCGUACCAAUGCGAGAACCUCAUCGCCGACGAGAGCGUCACCGACCUCCUGCUGACCUCCACACAGGAAAUCCACCGUCAGCGCGUCUACCGACGCUUCCAGAAGCUGGUGGUCAACUCCUUCGUCCUGCAGAACCGCUCGCUAACCUGGUGCCCGGGUGUGGACUGCGGCUACGCGGUGCGUGCCGUCUCGGGCUGCGUCGGUGACCAGGUCCGCGAGGUCGUCUGCGCCAACUGCUCGGAGUGCUUCUGCUUUGCCUGCGGCAACCCCUGGCACGAACCAGUGCUCUGCAAGUACCUCAAGCGAUGGCUCAACAAGGUGGAACAGGACGCAGGCACGUCGCACUGGAUCGCUGCCAACACAAAGGAGUGUCCAAACUGCAAGGCGACCAUCGAGAAGAACGGCGGCUGCAACCACAUGAGCUGUCGAAACGCCGACUGCAAGUACGAGUUCUGCUGGGUGUGUCUGGGGAGUUGGGACUUGCACGGCUCCCAGUGGUACGUUUGCAACAGCUACAAGGAGUCCACCGCGAAGCAGGCUCGGGAGGCGCAGGACGCGAGUCGGGCGGCGCUGUCGCGUUACCUCUUCUACCACGACCGCUACGCCAACCACGAGCAGUCGCGUCGGUUCGAGAAGAAGCUCUACGAGUCCGUGCAGAGCAGGAUGGUGGAGCUGGAGAAGCAGGGCAUGUCGUGGAUCGACGUGAAGUUCGUGAAGCACGUCGUGGACGUGCUGUGCUCGUGUCGACGCACCCUCAUGUACACCUACGUCUUCGCGUACUUCCUCGAGUCGAGCAAUCAGUCACUGAUCUUCGAGGCUAACCAGAGCGACCUCGAGCAGGCGACGGAGCAGCUGUCGGAGUUCCUGGAGUGGGACUUGAGCACCGCGACGCUGGUGGGGCUGAAGCAGAAGCUGCAGGACAAGUCGCGCUACUGUGAGCAGAGGCGCAAGGUCCUGCUCGAGCACGUCGCUGAAGGCUACGAAAAAGACCUCUGGACUUACCGUGUCAACGUCUGA